CCCGGGGCAGUGGGCUGGGAAAUGUCAGUCCCUGCCCUGAAGGGGCAGCCGGGAGGCAGGACUCCAAGGAAUGGGAGAGAGCCUUCUUCCGAGCCUUCAUGCGGAUUAUCCGCAGGUUCCUGGGUUUUCCUCACUGUCAGUGGAGUCCCAGAGAGUUAUAUCUUCAGAAUACGGGACAACUUGGUGCUCCUUGACACAUUGGAGAAGCUGUUGAAAAUUGAGUGGAAACGAAAUCAAAGAAGCAGAUAGAAUUCAUUUGCUGUUGUGGGCCCUGUGCCUCUCCUCCCCUGCCCAACAGAGACCAUGUACUGCCUUCAGUGGUUACUGCCUGUCCUGCUUAUCCCAAAGCCCCUCAACCCAGCUCUCUGGUUCAAUCACUCGAUGUUCAUGGGCUUCUACCUUCUGAGCUUCCUCCUAGAGCGGAAGCCAUGCACAAUCUGUGCCUUGGUCUUCCUGGCAGCCUUGUUCCUUAUCUGUUACAGCUGUUGGGGGAACUGUUUCUUAUAUCACUGCACUGGCUCCCACCUCCCUGAAUCAGCUCACGAUCCCAGGAUAGUGGGGACUUAGGAUCCUCAUAUGCUGCUAAUUGAUUGGCUUUAAAGGUGAGAACCCAAGGGUAAAGGAUGUUCACAAUAUGAUUGAUCACAGGCUUCCUGCACAUCUGUGUAGACUAGAUUAGCACAUUCCUGAUUGGGCAUCCUUCACCUAUGCCAUGUCACUUCCAGUUUUUUAUGAUGUGAACGACAGCACCACCUGGUACUUUUGGUUUGAAGCCCAGCAGUGGUCGGUUGUUGCUGUUUUUCUUUCCUGCCUUCAUUCCUACACCUCACUGACUGGAUGAUCACCUUUUCAUCUCAGAUCCUGCCAGGGGACCAGACCCAACAUGGCCAGCCUAAUUCUGCUGAUCCAGGGAUCUCCACUAUGUGGCAGCAGAAUGCACGUCUUGUUUUUGCCUAGAUGAACCUUGUCUGGAGUGCAAUUAGUUUCCUUCUCUCCAACCUCUCAGCCUUAUAUUAUUGCCCAUUGGGCCAGUUGAGUUAUUGUCAGUACAGGUCUCAUAAUUGCAGAAACCCCAGCUCUUUACUGAAGCCACUGGCCCCUGGGAGCUCUGGCUUCCUGCUCAGUAGGCUAGAAUGAAAUGUAUUUUGGCAUUUCAAUGCUGUCCACAUUUAACUCUCCUGUUUCUUUUUCUGAAAGAAACGAUAUCACUCUUGCAAUAGUUCCUGGGUAUCAGAACGUGUCUUCCCCCACAGUGUCACAUCCCUCCCCAAUUUCUAGAGUUUACAGGGUUCUCAUUUCUUAGGGGCAGUACUAUGAGCUGUUGGGGUUUUUUAUCUUUGUCCCAAUUCCUUUAAAUCUGCUGAUUCCCACAUGACUGGGUUGGAGAGCAGGUCUGUGCUUCAGAAUGGUGAUGAACAACCAGUGGCUUUGCUUGGGAGAUUAUCUUGUUUUUAUUGGCUGGGAAGAAUGUAUGUUGUGUAUCUGAAUUAGGAAUUUAUCACUAGCACAGUUGAUAUCUCUAUAAUGGUGGAGAUUAUUGAAAAGGACACAAGCCCUCAAACACAUCAGCCUGAGUGGAACAACUCAGGAGAGGUGAGAAGAAGUGGCCACUUCUGUUCCAUGCUGGGACCCCGAGGCUUUGUCUCUUCGAAGAUUCCAUAGUACAAAGAAAUACCCAGGAAGAAGACUUCCUUGUUUUUCUUAGUAUGCUUCCAGUCUGAUCCACUCACUCAUCUUCCCUUGGAUUGACUGAGGAGUGGGAGGUGACCUGGGCAAAGGACUGAACUUGGUGCUUGUCACCUGGGGAAUUGGACUUAACAGCAACAUUUUUGAAAUUUAAGGGCUGCUGGUUAAAACAUUGUUUUAUUUUUGGUUGGCUCAAUUGCACAGCUGUUUAAAAUGUUUAAUAAAAGCUUUAUAAACUUUGGUCUGUG
Molecule: messenger RNA, 1934 nt
Organism: Vombatus ursinus (common wombat)
Lineage: Eukaryota; Metazoa; Chordata; Mammalia; Diprotodontia; Vombatidae
Gene: BLCAP
Product: BLCAP apoptosis inducing factor
Exons: 2
Coding region: 304-567 (87 amino acids)
Source: RefSeq, a predicted model, not a curated record